ACAUGGCGGCCUGCAUCAGCAUGGUCGCAAGAGUUGGGGCCACAGCACUGACUGUGUUCAAGCCGGUAGCCGCAAAAUGUUCCAGGCAGCCGACAAAUGUGCUUAUCCGUUUGUGCCAUGGAGCCAGGAGCAGUUUGUACGAGCAUGUCAGUGAAGGUUACAGCGACAAACCGGAGCUGGACAUGAGAGCAGUGUGUGAGGAGACCGACAAAGUCAUAGCAAACGUAGAGAACAGAAAGGGGGAUCUGCAAGGAGAUGAUGUCAGGAAAAUAGUUCGUGUGUGGCAGGAGCUCCAGGCAGUGAGGACAGAAAUUUCUGGGUUGGAGGAGGAGAAGAAACGCAUCAGUGAGACAGUCAAAUCCCUGGUGACUAGUAAGGACAAAAAAGCCCUCGCCAGUCUUCCAGAGUACAGUCAGGCUCUGCAGAACGGUCGGGAGAUCCGCAACAGACUGAACCAGCUCCUCACUCGAGAGACUGAGCUGGAUCAGGAGCACUACAGACGAGCACUCAGACUGCCUAACACUUCACACCCUGAUGUGCCAGUUGGGGAUGAGAGCCAGGUGAGGGUGGUGGAACUGGUUGGACAGAAACCAGAAUUUGAUUUCAAACCCAAAGGGCAUGUGGAGCUGGGGGAGAAGUUGGGACUCAUAAGGCAGAGACAUCUAGCUCAUGUUUCAGGACACAGGUCCUACUAUCUGAGGGGAGCCGGGGCCAGACUUCAAACUGCACUCCAAAACUUUGCCCUUGACAGGCUGCAUCAACGGGGCUUCAUUCCAAUUGUUGUACCAGACAUGCUGAAGGGGGCAGUAUUUGAGGGAUGUGGGAUGCAACCCAAUGCCCAUCAUUCUCAGGUCUACUCACUGGAUCCAGAACGUUUCCCAGACCUCAACCUGGCUGGGACUGGAGAGGUCGGGAUUGCAGGCUUUUUCAUGGAUCAUGCUGUGAGCUGGAAGGACCUGCCUGUCAGGUCAGUGUGCAGCAGCACCUGCUACAGAGCAGAGACAGAGACCGGCAGAGAGACAUGGGGCCUCUACAGAGUUCAUCACUUUAACAAGGUGGAGAUGUUUGGUGUGACUGCAGAUGAAACAGGACAGGAGAGCUCUCAGCUGCUGGACGAGUUUGUCUCUUUGCAAAAAGAAAUUUUCUCUGCACUGGAACUUCACUACAGAGUGUUGGACAUGCCGACGCAGGAACUGGGUCCUCCUGCACACAGGAAGUACGACAUUGAAGCAUGGAUGCCCGGAAGGGACAGCUAUGGAGAGAUUUCCAGUGGGUCAAACUGCACAGACUACCAGAGCAGACGCCUAAACAUCCUGUAUGAGAGAGAGGACGGCAGCCUGCAGUACGCCCACACAGUGAACGCUACUGCAUGUGCUAUCCCUCGAACCAUCAUUGCCAUCCUGGAGACUCACCAGACCAAAGAGGGAACAGUGCGUGUCCCCCAAGCUCUGCAGCCUUAUUUGGGUCUUGAAGUCAUUGAGAAGCCUAAAUACGCUCCACUGAAAUACAUCGGGCCCAACCAGCAGUUUAGACCCCCCAGGCCUGCUCCAAAGACCAGAUGACCCAAAUACAAGUGAAGUGCUUUAAAAGCAGCCAGUGCCCAUGAAAGCAGAGGUGGGGGCCGGUUUGCAUUCAACAUCACUUAGUCUAAAAAAGAUAUAUAUUUUUUUUUUACUGCUUGAAUUUAUGAAUGCUUAAACAACACAACUCAACAGAACAGUUCUUUAGAUCAAAGGUUUGCUGUAUCUGUAAAUAUAUUCAUGUCUUCAUUUGUCAUCAUGGGGAUCAUUGUUAGAAAUAACAAAUAAAGAUAACUUUACUGCUCA
Messenger RNA from Cheilinus undulatus (humphead wrasse), 1826 nucleotides. It is a transcript of the gene sars2, whose product is annotated as seryl-tRNA synthetase 2, mitochondrial. Lineage: Eukaryota; Metazoa; Chordata; Actinopteri; Labriformes; Labridae. Gene Ontology annotation, molecular function: serine-tRNA ligase activity; ATP binding; tRNA binding. The transcript is spliced from 16 exons. Gene Ontology annotation, cellular component: mitochondrion. The coding region runs from base 3 to 1562 and encodes 519 amino acids. The record is from RefSeq and is a predicted model, not a curated record. Gene Ontology annotation, biological process: mitochondrial seryl-tRNA aminoacylation.